Syzygium oleosum is the source of this 852-nucleotide messenger RNA. RefSeq lists its product as uncharacterized. The record is from RefSeq and is a predicted model, not a curated record. The transcript has a single exon. Gene Ontology annotation, molecular function: DNA binding. Bases 1 to 852 code for a protein of 283 amino acids. NCBI's taxonomy places the organism in Eukaryota, Viridiplantae, Streptophyta, Magnoliopsida, Myrtales, Myrtaceae.
AUGAAGCUCAUCGAUUUCUUCGGCCCCAAAUCGCGUCCCAUUGGUGACGUCCCGAGAGGCAAGGUCCACUCGCCGCCGUUCAUGGGUUCUUCGCAUCUGCGCGAUCACAAGGAGAAACCCAUUGGCGACCACCUGAGAGGCGUGGUCCGCUUGCCGCCGUUGACGGGCUCUUGGUGGCGUGUUUCUUAUCUGCACGAUCAGGAGAAGAAUUGCGACGAAGGGGCCAGAGAAAUUUCAUCCCCAGGAGUGGUGGUGGCUCGCGAAUUCUUCCCCCUCACUCCUGAUCAGAACAGGAAGGAAGUCGGUGGCCCUCGUCAAGAAAUCGUUCCCGCCCAACCGAAGCGAAAAUCCGUGGCCUCACCUACGGUCGCUGAAACCUUAAUUGUUGAGAAGAAGCCAAAGUACAAUAGAACGCAAAAGGAGAAGAAAGAGGCCUCAGGAUGUGAUACAGAGGAUGAAAGACGCAAUGGCGUUUCCACAGAAUUGGUGCUGCUCUACGACCCUUAUAAGAUCAAGAAGAAGCUUACACAGAGCGAUCUCGGCCACCUGUCGAGGCUCUUGAUCGGGCGGGACUUUGUGACGAGCCACUUGCUCCGAUGGAUGAGCGAGGAGAUAGUGAGGCAAGUUGAGAGCGGCAAGGGGGCCGACGUCAUCAUGAGGGACGCGGACACAUGCUCGGAGCAUCAACUGGUGUUCGUGUUCUGGGCAUCAUCUGGGUCCUACGUCUUCAAGGGUGGUUGGAUCAAGGAAUUUGCGAAACGGAGGAGGUUGGCGGCUGGUGAUGAGAUCGGGAUAUAUUGGGAUCCUAGUGCUAGCAAGUUUCACUUUAGCCUUCUUCACAAGGCGAAUUAG